GCACAGGGCACUCCGGCUCCCUGGGCACAGGGAGAUGCAAGCAACCCAAGACUGUCCCGGGCCCAGCAGAGCCAGCCUCUGUAGAAGAUGAGACGACCUUCAAGGUGCAACCUUCAAAGGCUCUUUCUGAGCCUUAUGGUAAGUGGGUCUUGGCCCCCUGUAGACCAGCAGUGGGAGGACCCCAUAUUAAGAGCUCAUAGAGCUUUUCUGCCCGUGGAUGCCGCCGAGUAAGCAUCGUUGACGUCUCCCCGCCCCCUCCACUGCCAUCAUGUCUAAGUCAGAGUCACCCAAAGAGCCCGAACAGCUGCGGAAGCUCUUCAUCGGAGGUUUGAGCUUUGAAACAAGUGAUGACAGUCUGAGGAGCCACUGUGAGCAGUGGAGAACGCUCACAGACUGUGUGGUAACGAGGGAUCCAAACACCUGGUGCUCCAGAGGCUUCGGGUUUGUCACAUAUGCCACUGUGGAGGAGGUGGAUGCGGCCAUGAAUGCAAGGCCACACGAGGUGGAUGGAAGAGUGGUGGAACCAAAGAGGGCCGUCUCAAGAGAAGAUUCUCAAAGACCUGGUGCCCACUUCACUGUGAAAAAGAUUUCUGUUGGUGGCAUUAAAGAAGACACUGAAGAACAUCACCUAAGAGAUUGUUUUGAACAGUAUGGGAAAAUUGAAGUGAUUGAAAUCAUGACUGACUGAGGCAGUCGCAAAAAGAGAGGCUUUGCUUUUGUAACCUUUAAUGACCAUGGCUCUGUAGACAAGAUUGUCAUGCAGAAAUACCACACUGUGAAUGGCUACAACUGUGAAGUAAGGAAAGCCCUAUCUCAGCAAGAGAUGGCUGGUGCCUCAUCCAGCCAAAGAAGUCAGAGUGGUUCUGGAAACUUUGGUGGUGGUCAUGGAGGAAUCUUCAGUGGUCGAGGUGGCUUUGGUGGCAGCCGUGGUGCUGGGGGAUAUGGUGGCAGUGGGGAUGGCUAUAAUGGAUUUGGUAACGAUGGAAGCACUUAUGGAGGUGGUGGAAGCUACAAUGAUUUUGGCAGUUACAACAAUCAACCUUCAAAUUUUGGACCCAUGAAAGGAGGAAACUUUGGAGGCAGAAGUUCUGGCCCCUAUGGUGGUGGAGGCCCACACUUUGCCAAACCCCGAAAUCAAGGUGGCAAUGGUGGUUCCAGCAGUAGCAGUAGCUGUGGCAGUGGCAGAAGGUUUUGAUUACUGCCAGGAAGGAGUGUGCUACUACAGGCUUAUCAACUCUUAAAAAACAAAAUUCCAGUUCAAGCUCAUGGCUAAAGGGAGCAUCCUUAUGAGGACCUUUAUCUGAGCCACUGUGCACUUCAUUUUCACUGCCAUGCAGUAGUCAUUAGCUGCUAUGCAGCUCGAAUUAAUCAUUCAAUUUUGUGAAUGGACUUUUUAAAAAUAAAAUGCAUUUAACUUGGGAAAAAAAAAAAAAGAGCUCAUAGAGCCCUGGGGUUAGCUGCUUUUGAACUUCGGGGCGGUAAUUCCCACCUGGCACAUACUGUCCUUGUCCUGCAUGGCAUAGGCAGGAGAGAGGGUGUCCUUGGCAGGGCAGGGCCCUCUGGGUCAGCCAGGCUGUGGUCUCCUGCAAGACCGCAGCUGGCACAGGUCCCUGACCAUGUGGUGCCCUCUCCUGCCGCCUCACCACCCUGCAGGGACCUGCUCUGCUCUUCUGCCCACAUCACCUCAUCCUUUCCUGCCCACCUCCUCUCAGGAUGCUUCCUUUCUCCAUGCCCCUUGCUUGUCUGGUCAUUUCUCUCUCCUUCCUCAAAGGUGGCGCAUCUUGUUUUUAUUUAAUGGUCUUGACUUUUCUGAGGGAUCAGAUCUGUUUUUUCAGUUAGACGUCCGCUCCCCCGUGGUACCUUGCCCGUGGUCUUUGGUAAAUAUUCAGUACCUAUUGGUAAAUACCAUUGGCUGCUCACCUGGUGUAGGAAAGUGUUUUGGGCUCCUGGCCUCGCCCAGGACCUGAAGUCUCCUUCAGAGACCUGAGAGCUGUUGGGACAAUCACGCAGUGUUCAACCUGAAAGGGACCUUCAAGAGUAGUUAAUAAUCCAACACGGGUUUUCCAGAAGAAGAAAUGAAAACCCCGGAGGGAGUGAGUUGUUCCUAAAUUAUCUGGUGGCUUUGAACAAGUCACUCACUUCCUGUGUUCUCAUUUCUUCCUCUGGAAACCAGAGUGUUGGACUGUUAGAUACUCUCAAAGCUCCCUUUUAGAUUGAACGUUGGAUGAUUGUCCCAACAGCCCUCAGGUCUCUGAAGGAUGGUGUGUGAUGCGGCAGGAAGUUUUUCCCCAUGCCUGAGGGAGGGUUGGAGAUACUCACUCCUCCACCUCUGCCCGCAGCACUGCUGUCUCCUCAGGUAGUACUAGAACACCAGACUGCAGGAUGGAUCACACUUUUCUCUGUAAGCAGUCUUGGAGAUAACCCCACUUCCCAAGGGUCAGGUGCUCUGGGAUGCAGGAAGGCCAUCUUGGAGCCCUUGGUUAGAGGAAAAUGAAGUAAAUGAACACUUGACCGGAGUCACUGCACCUCCAGGGAGGACUCAGGCAGCCAAGCCUCCGGCUCAGAACCCUGGCUGGAAGGUGUUUCUUUCUGGCAAAGCUUCCAGUCACACCCAAAGAAGGUUGGGAUUUGUUAAGUGCAAUGACUAAUUAGUCCUGAGGCGGGAGAUCUCUACCCACUCACGAUGGUAUCAUGAUUUAUUCACGUGAGGUUGGAACACUUACAGGGACUGGACCUUUGUUUCCUGUGGCUUCCAUGUCAUGUGCAGACAACUGUCUUUUUCCAGAAUGGAUAAUUUCUCAAACCUAGCUUGCUUUCCCAGUUGCCGCCAGGAAACUUAUAACUCUGGUCACUUGACAGCGCCCCCCUUCCUGGGUCUGCAGUUGUUUUGGAAGGAAUGCAUUCUUAUCUGGGCCUCAGUUCCUUUCCUAGCAAUGCAAGCGCUGGGCUAGCUGCUAUCUCAAGGCCUUCCAGCCCUCAGGUUCUUUACUUUUUCUUGCCCCUUUUCCCAGCGGACACUUCUAUUUUCUUAAGGGAUAUGCUUCCAUAGAGCUGCUGCAAGAAAAUCAGAGACAUCUCAGCUGCUUGGAAGCCCUAUGCCUGGUUUCACCUUUCUGCCCAAUUACUAAGUCUUAAAGGCACCUAGUGUCCUUUAAGCUGCCAGUUUUCUGCCUUUCAAGAUCACACAGACUCAAUGUCUAAAAUCUCAGUAAGGAAGGACAAGGUCUCAGCCCUGAGGCAGAGUUAAGGCGGGCUCACUCCGCUCUGUAUUCCCUCAGAAUGGAGGGUAGGACCUGUCUCACUCCUCAGGACGUUUGCAGUGUCACUGUGACUGCUUCCUGCGCUCUGGCUGUGGAAGUGAUUUGUCUCCUCAGUGAUUUGGUUGCCACCUUGUGGAUCGUCUGGGGGUAGGGGUGGCAGGGGCCUCAGGCCUUAUAGGGUCUAAAAAUGGUUUUGCUUCCGUGCUUUCUUUUUGUCUGUUUGCCAUUAUGAUGACACCGGAGAUAUAAUUUAUAUCCUGUUUUCCCCAAUUACAUUACAUUGUAAACAUUGCCCUCUCAUUUUCUCGGGGAAUAUAUUUAUCGGCCAGGUGACAUGAUCAGGUUAAUUUUAAUAGUUGAAAAAGAAAACUAGUGGAUAAAAAAAAAAAAAA
Molecule: messenger RNA, 3652 nt
Organism: Delphinapterus leucas (beluga whale)
Lineage: Eukaryota; Metazoa; Chordata; Mammalia; Artiodactyla; Monodontidae
Source: RefSeq, a predicted model, not a curated record